Molecule: messenger RNA, 4676 nt
Organism: Cimex lectularius (bed bug)
Lineage: Eukaryota; Metazoa; Arthropoda; Insecta; Hemiptera; Cimicidae
Gene: Cc2d2a
Product: coiled-coil and C2 domain-containing protein 2A
Exons: 26
Coding region: 135-4631 (1498 amino acids)
Biological process (GO): protein localization to ciliary transition zone; non-motile cilium assembly
Cellular component (GO): ciliary transition zone
Source: RefSeq, a predicted model, not a curated record
UGUUUGUUUUGGCCUACCGUUGCCUAGGCGUCCGACUAUGCUGGACAACAACGACUGUAAACAAAUCAACAAACUCUGUCUCUGUACAGUUUUUUAAAAAUAUUUCAAUUGAGUGGAAAAAGAAUCUUUGUAAAAUGGGCGAUCGGAACACUCUCCUUUACGAUUCGACGCCCGAAAAACUGGGCCGGAAGAGACAGAUUGGAGACAGAAACGUCGAAAAGGUCAAAACGACCGCCUGGAAUGAGAGUGAAACAGAAUUACCUGAGAUUCGGAAAUACUCGAACCCUUCUGUGAGUGAAGUAUCGGAAACAGUUUUCAUUGGUGAUGUUUCUCCUGUGCACUCAUCGCCAGGGCGUUCUGACAAAGAACUUUUAAAGAUCCACAGGCCUACACCGAUAAGAGCGAUGGUCAGGUCUGGCAUUUCAAGUUACCCAACUCCUGAAAAAAAGAGGGACGAAGCGAGAAAGGAUGCAGGAAGCGAGAAGCAUAGCGAGAUCUCAUCCCUUAGGAGCGUAACACCUCACUCGGAUUCCCGAUCAUACAGGGAACGCAUAAAAGAAAGAGUAGCAGCGGCCAAAGAAAGGGCUCUAGCUUCGAGUCAAAAAGGGCCUGUACUUCACAGAGGCAAAUCACCUUCUGCAAAAUCAGACAAUUUGGAUAAGGAAGAUGAAGAGGUUGAAGAAGCAAUGAGGAAGCACAGGGCGAUGAGGACUAGAUGGAAAAGUGCCAUGACAUCAGCCCAGGUGGCAAACAUCCAGUCGGGUUACGACAUGUUCAGCAAGAGCUGGGAAGAACCUACGACGCCUCCCAAAAGCAGGGCCAUAUCUGAGGAGAAAUCAGGAAAAGGAGAUGAGAGUGAAGACGAGAAGCUUCUUUGCCACGAGGUCCUCGGUUCGCGGGAAGACGACUGGCUUCCACUUUUCAACUACGAACCACCAUCUCAGACUGACUUCCAGCAGCUGAAGCAGAAACAAAUCGGCAUAUUUUUCUGCCCUUCAACUUCCCCAGUCCCCAUAGAAGAAAAACUGGAGCCAAACAUGACGCCGAGGUUUUUAGAGGAUGAGGGACUUUAUGUCGGUAAAAGUGUGAAAAUACCAUGGAAAAGGUUGAACAAGAUCGAACAGAGGAUAAUGGCCAUGGGCUCCGAAAGGCUCUGGUUUGGUGAAGACGGUGAGCUCAAGGGUACACCCGAUCCGCUGGACCACCGUCGUUUUCGGCACAACUUGGAAGACAUAGUUGACCCAUCUUUAGUCAUCUACAAACCAGCUGUUGUCGAAAAAAAAGAUUCAGUAGGUCUUGACAUUUCGAGCGAAACGCCACACAUCCUUGAAAUCGACUUGGGAAAGAUUGAGUUCGAGCACCACCCUCUGUUCAGCGAAGAAGAGACUUUAAGCGCCAAACUUAAAUAUAUGAUAAACGCUUUGGACAACAUAUCAUCAGACAGACUCGGAAGAAGAUUGCAAGCAUUAAGAAACAGCAAUAAAGCAGGAGGAGAAGGAGACAAGAGAAAAAUGAAAAAAGAAUUAAGAGAAAUAAGAACAAGGUGGCUAAAUGAGAAAAAGUGUGAAAGAGAGCUUACACAAAUGAUCCUAGAAACGUGGAGGGAUUUGAAAUCAAUGCGUACCACACAGGGAUAUCAAGUAACUAAUAUCAGGCUGAUCAUCGUGAUGAGGGAUCAACUCCCGCAUGAAAACGAAUGGGACCAGCAAGUUGAAAUGUUUGUCCAAGAGAUGGAAGAAGAGGCCGAGGAGGAGUAUUCUUCCGAGAUGGAAAGCUAUAAUAGAAAAAUUGAACAAUGGAAGGCACAGUGUGAAGAAGAGGAGACGACAGGCGACGAGUCUGGAUCGACAAGGCCUGAAAAACCGAAGAAGAUCUCCAGACAGAAGAUCAGGAAAAGGGUCGUCAGUGAAUUGGCCCUUUCACUGAGGCCUCCUGAUGAGCCGAUACUCGAAUUGAGCUUGGUGUUCGAUGACAACGUACCUGUGACUGUAAGCAACAAACAGGAGCAAGAAAGGAGAAACGCUGUGGGUAAAUCACAACUCUGGGUCGUGCUCAGGCACAAUGAUAAAGAGGUGGAUCGUGUCAAAGCUUUACAAGAACCAAACUUCGUUUACCAAAUUGCCUACAGGUUUGGGCUGAAGUUGACCCAAUGGCCUAAGUCUUUAGGUCUACGGUUGAUAGAUGAAGGACUCUCACCACUUUUUGGAAAGAAGCCUAUUGCUGAAAUAUAUAUUCCAAUUCCUGGAAGGAUAUCCACGGAGGUGGCAGAUUGGCAAAACUUUGAAUUCAGUUGUGGUCACAUAACUGGCGAAUUGUCGCACUCAGGUGUCGGAACAUCGGUCAAAAAAUUGACUUCAGGCACAAUCAGUGUGCGGAUGGGCUGGGCCGAACCUCUACCAAAUAUCCUUCCACCUUCAAAAUCUCACAAAGACGUGUCCAAGGGGAAGAACAGCGACGUUGAAAAAUUAAAAGAGUGGGUCGAGCAGGUCCAACUGGACCCGAACGACCCAACGAACGCUGAUCUACUUGAGUACAUCAAGUCAAAAGAGGAAAGGAUUGACUUUGAAAGGCAGCAACGAGACAGCUCGUGCUUAGAUCUAUGCACAGACGAGGACAUUUCAGAAAAUCCAAGGCUCAAACUCCUCACCCUGCGCCAAGCCGGUCAACCUGAAUUCCGUUCUAUGAGAAAGGUUCCUCUCAAUGACCGAGAAAUCCCUAAAGACAUAUUUAAGAUGUAUCAAAAAAGGAUAGGAUUAGUGAAAAAGAAAGGAAAAUGUGGAUUAGACGAUGUCAGGGAAGAGGGAAAAAUAUUCCUUGAUCAGCUUAGGGAAGAAGUGACCAAAGUUUGGAGACAGGAGCACAACAAAACAUUCCGUGAAAUGGUCCACGAAGAACCUGUGCCUGAUUUAUGGACGUUAGGGUUGACAUUUAUGAAAUGGCUACAGCCUAAGAGGCCUCUCAGGCCGAAGAGAAAAGGUCGGAAGAAGCUUCCUGUCAAAAGUCUCGUCGGUCAACAACUUGAAAUAAUGGUGAAUAUAGGACGAGCUUUUGAAGUCCCUGUUAGGAAAGAGGAGGACAAAACUUCUGAGGACUUUCAAGUAGUGGCUGUCAGGCCUUUUGUAGAAGUUACGUUUCAGGAUCAAAGGCGGCGUACGCCGACAGGCGAGGGGCCGAACCCGACUUGGAACCAAGACCUACAUAUUCCUGUUCAUUGCCCUGCUGGAAUUCAAUCGGUUCAAGACUCUCUACAUUUUCACCUUUAUGAUGAAACACUUGUCGAUCUUGUCGAAGAUGACAGGCUGAGGGAGACCAACAUACACCAAAGAAUGGGCCGUUACUGGCUCGGCAGCUUCAGAAUACCAUUUUCAUACCUUUACCAAUCGUCCAGGAUUGAAGGCACUUUUCAGCUCUACUCUCCUCCAGUUUUACUCGGCUACACCAGGGAAUCUAAAGAAUUCCGGGACAGCACUUUUCUGUCCAUAUUCGUCAUGGUCCAUCCUCCCCUACAUCCUCCUGCACCAUUCCUUGAAAAAUUGGAAACAAAAGAAGAAACUUCUUUGGAAGUUCAUCUCGAACAGUGGUUGUUGGAAUUGAGUAAAAGUUUUCCGAAUAGGAGAGUCGUAACGCUCGUCACAGACACUUCGAGUAAAUCUGUAUGCAUCACAAGAUAUUUACGACCUAUUAAACCUCCAGAAAUUAUAGAGAAUGAAGUGACGACGGUCGACAUGGCGGCAAGGUUUGUCUCGAUGAUACCAGUCUCGCACAGCCAUCAGCAUGUUGUGGCAGGAAUGACAGACAUCUGGAUGACCGCUGAUGAAAUUCUUGAGCAUUGUGUGACACCGCCUUACUCCCAGGCUACGCUUCUUGCUUGCUACUUGCUCUCGAUCGAUUCCGACUUGGAAGUCCGCCUCUUGUUUGGAACCGGUGUCCCUGGAGGUUCUUCUGUCUAUAUAAUGACGCUGAGCAGGACGACAAAGGAGAUCAAAAUCUGGGACCCAAGCACUGGGAAGAAGUACACUCAUUCCGACCCUUUUUGCCCGUUAAGCCGUGUCCACGCGAUAGUCGACCAUACAAACAUUUGGGUGAAUAGCCAAAAGGAAGAGUUGAUUUCGCAGAUAAACCUCGAUGUGAAUAAGCGUUAUGACUGGUGGCCUGCAUUCGGUCGUAGCAUUUCAGCGCCGAAAGAGUCAGUACAACCAGAAUCUCUGGUCUAUUUGAAAACAUCCCAAAUGGAGGUGCAGAGACUUCAAGACAAACUUGAAAAACUUUUAAGAAACGCUAUAAUGAAACUGCGACAUAUGAAUAGAACGAUUUGGAACAGGUACGUUCAAAGUUCGCUUAGAAAACUGCUCCCAGAGUUAGAAAAAUCAAUGUGGACUGGCAACAUUGGAUCACCUCCUGAUCACAUACAAGAACUCCAGCAUAUCACAUCAUCCUACAAGAUGUGUGGUUUUCCGAUAAACAUGUCCUACACGACACCGACUGCUCUCGUUGAAGCUGUAAAAUCAACAGGUGUACAUAUGAACGACGCUCCAGACAUUGAGUUCUCGAUGGCUGUGUAUAUACAUCCGUUCCCAUCGAAUGUACUUUCCAUCUGGGUCUAUGUAGCCUCCCUAAUAAGAAGGCAAUAAUAUUGUAGACAUAUACAUAUAAAAGAAAGAAUAUUGAAAUUUUGA